UUACCGCCUCCCCUCCCUCGUAGCAAGAGAAGAAGAAUGGCAAGAGGUCGGACCUUCAACUCCCCAUUUCUUCUCCUGUCACUCAAGCUCCUAUGCCUGGUCCUCCUCGCCGUGGACGGUGCUGGUGCCUCCGCGCGCAGCCAAAGUGACUACUAUACCCGUUUGGGCCUGAAACGCGAUGCCAACAAAAAAGAUAUAGCUAGAGCUUACAGGCGCAUGGCGGUCAAAACUCAUCCAGAUAAAGUGUCGCCAGACAAACGAUCAGAGGCCGAGAAAAAGUUCAAGUCCAUCACUGAAGCGUACGAAGUGCUCAGUGAUCCCAAGAAACGAAAAAUUUACGAUACCUACGGCGAAGAGGGCGUGCGGGCCUCAGCGGGCGGCGUUCCCCCUCAGGGUCCAGGAGGUUAUGGUUUCCCCGGCGGAGCAAGUCGGGCUAGAGGGUUUAAUGGGGGUGACGGCGGGACUCGAUUUUUCUUCAACGGCAGGGAGUACCGAGGCGGGCCCAGCCCUUUCGACGGGGGAGGAGGGGGAGGAGGGGGUGGAGGGGGCUUUGCAGCGGAGGAUGUUUUUGAGCGCUUUUUUGGAGACAUGUUUUUCGGCCCGGGCGCCAAUGCACGGCCGGAUCCGAUGGGUGGUUCUCGCGGUUUCCAAGGGUACCAGCAACAACAACGACGAUGGCAGCAGCAGCAACAACAGUCUGCGAAGCAGGAAAAAAUGGUGUGUAGUCUAGAGGAGCUCUACCGUGGAACCACGAGGCAUGUGACGGUGCACUCAGGGAGGAGAGAAAAAACCUUCCGCGUGGAAAUAAAGCGUGGCUGGAAGGCCGGGACCAAGAUCCAAUUCGCCGCCGCUCCCUCCAGCCCUCCUUCCUUCCCUCCCUCGUCCCCUUUCCCACCCGUGGUUUUCAUCCUGGUGGAGGCACGCCACCGGUAUUUUACCCGGCGUGGCGACGACCUGGUCUGGAGGAAAGGAUUGAGCACCGCGCAGGCCGCCAAGGAUAUCGUCGUCAAGGUCCCCCUCUUGAACGGAAGAGAGGUGAAGGUGAAAGUGGAAAGAGGGAGAGUGCCUCGGGAUGGGAGCCUCCUUCGACUGCGGGAAAAAGGAGGG
Messenger RNA from Nannochloropsis gaditana CCMP526, 1107 nucleotides. RefSeq lists its product as uncharacterized. The record is from RefSeq and is a predicted model, not a curated record. Gene Ontology annotation, cellular component: cytosol. The transcript has 6 exons. The annotation marks the transcript as partial. Gene Ontology annotation, molecular function: protein-folding chaperone binding.